UAUCCCCUCUCUUCUUUCCUGUCCUCCCACGAGAAAAGACAAGUAGGAGGAGGAAGAGAAAGAAGCCGGCGGCUAAUGGAUCUCGCCCUCCUAACCCCCGCCCCUGCCACCCCUUCUCGCCACCUCCUCUUCCGCCCCUCCAACCCCGCGACCCUCCUCCUCCGCCUCCCUCCCCGCCGCCAUCGCGCCCGCCGCCGCUGCCGGGUCUCCGUUCCCCAGAGCUCCGCCUCCGAUGCCGCCGCCCCCGCCACCACUCCCGCCGUAGGCCCGUCGAUCUUCGGAGGCCGCCGGGAGCUCUCUGGACCCCAGGUGCUUGUCGACGCCCUGCCCCCUCCGGCUAGGGUGGCGAGCUCCGUCGUCGUCGCUGCCGCCGCUCUGGCGGCAGGGUACGGUCUAGGUCUUCGCUUUGUAGGCAGCCGGGUUGCGGCGCUCGGUGGGGCAGCCGCUCUUGGAGCGGCCGGUGGUGCGGUGGUCUAUGCUCUCAAUUCGAGCGUUCCGGAGGUUGCUGCAGUGAAUUUGCACAAUCUUGUGGCUAGUUAUGAUGAUCCGACGGCAGUAUCGAAGGAGGACGUGGAAGCUGUCGCCAAAAAAUAUGGUGUUAGCAGACAGGAUAACGCCUUCAAAGCCGAGCUCUGUGAUUUGUAUAGCCGGUUUGUGUCUUCAGUUCUUCCACCUGGUGGUGAAAAUCUUAAGGGACACGAGGUUGAGACAAUCAUCAAAUUUAAAGAAGCUCUUGGAAUUGAUGAUCCAGAUGCAGCAUCUGUUCAUAUAGAGAUCGGAAGGCAUAUUUUCAGGCAAAGGCUGGAAACAGGAGAUCGCGAGGCUAAUAUAGAGCAACGCCGGGCCUUUCAAAAGCUCAUCUAUGUUUCAACACUUGUAUUUGGGGAAGCGUCAAAAUUCCUUUUGCCUUGGAAGCGUCUUUUCCAAGUCACUGAUGCUCAGGUUGAUAUUGCUGUGCGAGACAAUGCUCAGAGAUUGUAUGCUUUAAAGCUAAAGCUGAUCGGAAGAGACAUUGAUGUGAACCAGCUUAUUGAUCUGAGGAAAUCACAGCUUCUAUAUAGACUCUCUGAUGAGAUUGCUUCUGAGAUGUUGAGGGAACACACAAGAAAAUUGAUUGAAGAAAAUAUUUCAGUGGCGCUUGGCAUGUUGAAAUCUCGGACAAAAGCAAUCACAGGAACAACGCUUGUUAUUGAGGAGCUCAAUAAGGUUCUGGCAUUCAAUGACUUGCUGACAUCAUUAAGCAAACAUCCUGAAGCUGACCAAUUUGCCCCUGGGAUCGGACCUGUUUCUUUAUUAGGUGGAGAAUAUGAUGGUGAUAGAAAGAUGGAUGAUUUAAAAUUGCUAUAUAGAGUGUAUGCAGCGGAUUCUUUUCCAAAUGGACGUCUUGAAGAAAAAAAGCUUGUGGCUUUGAGCCAUUUGAAGAAUAUAUUUGGUUUAGGAAAUCGUGAGGCAGAAGCCAUUAUGCUGGACAUUACCUCCAAGGUCUACCGGAGGCGGCUUUCACAAUCUUUUAGUGGUGGCGAUCUGGAAGCAGCUCCAAGCAAAGCAGCCUUCCUUCAAAACCUUUGUGAAGAACUACAUUUCGAUCCACAAAAGGCUAGUGAGAUUCAUGAAGAAAUAUAUAGGCGGAAGCUACAGCAGUCUGUAACUGCUGGAGAAUUGAGUGAGGAGGAUGUCGCUACUUUACUGCGUUUACGAGUUCUUCUCUGUAUUCCUCAGGAAGCUGUUGAUGCAGCACAUGCUGACAUCUGUGGUCGCCUGUUUGAAAAGGUUGUGAAGGAUGCAAUUGCAUCAGGUGUUGAGGGGUAUGAUGCUGAAGUUAGAGCUUCCGUAAGAAAAGCUUCUCAAGGCUUGCGCCUUACAAAGGAUGCUGCCAUGGCCAUUGCUAGCAAAGCAGUGCGCAAAGUGUUCAUGAAUUAUAUACAACGAUCAAAAGGCGCAGGCAACAGAAUUGAGGCUGCAAAAGAGCUGAAGAAAAUGAUAGCUUUUAACACCUUGGUCGUCACGGAAUUGAUAUCUGACAUAAAAGGAGAGCCCACAACAAUUUCAGCCGAACCUGUCAAGGAUGACUCUAAACAAACCGAUGAAGAAGAUGAAUGGGAGUCCCUACAGACGCUAAGGAAGACAAGGCCCAGCAAAGAUCUUGAAGCAAAGCUGGGCAAAGCGGGUCAGACAGAGAUAAACCUCAAGGAUGACCUUCCAGAGAGGGACAGGGCUGACCUUUACAGGACUUACUUGCUCUUCUGUCUUUCCGGGGAAGUUACUGUAGUUCCAUUUGGGGCUCAAAUCACUACAAAGAAAGACAAUGCAGAAUAUUUGCUGCUAAAUCAGCUUGGAGGAAUUCUUGGGCUUACUGGUAAAGAGAUAGUGGAAAUACACAGGAACUUAGCUGAACAGGCAUUCAUGAAGCAGGCUGAGGUGAUUCUAGCUGAUGGGCAAUUGACAAAAGCCAGGAUCGAGCAGCUCAAUGAGGUGCAGAAGCAGGUGGGCCUGCCUGCAGAAUAUGCCCAAAAGGUCAUUAAGAAUAUAACCACCACAAAGAUGGCAGCUGCAAUUGAAACAGCUGUGAGUCAAGGGAGGAUUGGUAUACAACAGGUCCGAGAGUUAAAAGAAGCAAAUGUUGAUUUGGACAGCAUGAUCUCAGAACGCCUUCGUGAAAACCUCUUUAAGAAAACAGUGGAGGAGAUUUUUUCAUCAGGUACAGCUGUCUUUGAUGAAGAAGAGGUUUAUCAAAAAAUCCCAUCAGAUCUUAGCAUAGAUGCUGAGAAGGCAAAAGGGGUUGUUCAGGACCUCGCUAAGGCUAGGCUAUCCAACUCGUUGGUUCAAGCUGUUGCACUUCUUCGGCAGAGGAAUCGAGAAGGAGUGGUUUCCUCCCUCAAUGACAUGCUUGCCUGCGACAUGGCUGUCCCUUCCGAGCCCUUGUCUUGGUCCUCACAAGAAGAGCUUGCUGACCUGUACUGUGUUUAUCUGAAGAGUAUUCCAAAGCCAGAGCAGCUCUCCCGGUUGCAGUACUUGCUUGGGAUCAGCGACUCAACGGCUGCCAUGCUUCGUGACACAGCAGAGCGAGGAGCAUUGCCAACGGGGAAUGAGGAAGAGGAAUUUGUAUUUUAAAUGCUCUCUAAGUUUUGUUUGUAUUCUGCACUGUGAUUCAUAUUUUACCUGAGAAAACUUCUGGCAACAUUUGAGGCCUUGAGUGAGUGGCUUGCGUUUUUCUUGGACGAUUGUACAGCUAGAUAUGGCAUUUACAUCCAUCUAUUUAUGUUGUUCACCACUUCUCUUGGCAACUUAAUUAUGCCCUAGAGGCAACAGAGCUAUCAGCAAGAUCAUUUACUCUGAA
Molecule: messenger RNA, 3337 nt
Organism: Phoenix dactylifera (date palm)
Lineage: Eukaryota; Viridiplantae; Streptophyta; Magnoliopsida; Arecales; Arecaceae
Gene: TIC110
Product: translocon at the inner envelope membrane of chloroplasts 110
Biological process (GO): protein import into chloroplast stroma
Cellular component (GO): TOC-TIC supercomplex I
Source: RefSeq, a predicted model, not a curated record